Molecule: messenger RNA, 3634 nt
Organism: Schistocerca gregaria
Lineage: Eukaryota; Metazoa; Arthropoda; Insecta; Orthoptera; Acrididae
Gene: sea
Product: putative tricarboxylate transport protein, mitochondrial
Exons: 6
Coding region: 2045-2995 (316 amino acids)
Biological process (GO): mitochondrial citrate transmembrane transport
Source: RefSeq, a predicted model, not a curated record
ACUGUUGUUGUUAACGCGCAGUAUGAAAAUGGCUGAGGCUGUUUCCUGUUCCGUGGUCAAACACGCGUGUGGAACACGGUUAAAAAGUGCCGAGAAACAGGCUGUUCUUAAUGUUUUACGGGGAUAAUCGGCUUUGAAGUUUUACCAGCGUUGUACAUGAUACAGUUGAUACAAACAAAACCACAUUGAGUGUGUAGUAGAGUCGGUAACGUAAUGGAUUGUGAAACAAUUGCGGUUAUUCGUGCGUUUUUUUACUCUUUGCACUACCAUUUUUUUCUCGUUCGAUGUGAAAUACCUACGUCUCGUAAUUAUAAAAGUCAUCAUCAUUUUUUUAUGAGAAAUGCACGUCUUCUAGUUUACAAUUUCAUAUUGGACGCGAAAUUCCUGUUUUCAUUUCAAUUACAAAUUCUUAAUUAUCGAUGUUUUGAGAAAGACUGUUGAAUUAAGAAAACGUAACAAUUUAAUUUUUUUAAGGCAAAAAUUUUGACUGACCAUCGUUUUACACCACAGAGGUAGAUAAGUAUCGUACCAACACGAAAAACAAUCGUUUUCACAGCAUCGGGCACAUCAUACAAAAGCUGAAUUUUUACAUUUGCUACUGUGCCAUUACAAUAUGAAACCAACAGAACAGACUGGAGCCAAGUGCGGGAUUUGACCAGGGAAGAAACAUGACCGUUAAGCUGCCAGACGUACUGGAACUAACGCACACAGAUUUUUCACACGUCAUUGCCGAACGCUGUCGGGGCAUGGAACGGCUCGUCAUAAAAUAAGAGAAAAUGCUGCGCCUGGUUGGCUUCUGUUGUUGGUAGGCUCGUUGUCAACGUAGCAGGUGACACUUCCAGAACUAAAUGUAUUUCUCGGAUUCGGAUAAGGAAGGAGACGACUGACCGUAAGUAAUACCUUCAGUGGCUUCAAUAUUCCGGUGAAAUCCUUCAGUACUCUCUUACGUUACAUGGAGCUUAUGCAGAAAAAUUACUCUGUGGUUAUGUCAGGAAUUUCAUCAUGCUUGGUUCUAAUAAAAAUAGUACGUCAGCUAAAAACGGUAACAUUUUGUGGUUUUGUUCUAGUUGUUUGUGGGAGAUUUGCAGUAUAUUAUUUCAUUCUGCUUAAAAAUUAAAUGACAUUCGAAGCUGUGUUGCUCCUCUUCUGUCUCUUUUUACGUGUGAACUGCAGGCUAACUGAACCAGUUAACUGGCCGGUGGUGUCCAAGUCAAAUGCGCCGGUAAAGCUGUUGUCCGUUGUUAUAGCUAAGUCGAUGUCCUCGCAACGCACAUCAAACGUAUCUUUCUUAUCGUACUUGACAGUACUCGAGACAGCUUGGAUGCAGUCCUACGUGAAACGGAAAUCCAAUGAGGUUCCUGCAAACGCGGAAGAAUACAUAAUGCAAUUUUGACAUCAGGUUUAUUCUUACGACGAACGGACUGACGGCUGACAUAUGAUGCAAAACCGCACAUCUUGAACGUUAAUAUACAGAAUAAGUUGUAUUUCUAAGACUCGCACAGUAUAGGGCGAUUCUAGAUGCAGCUAAUUUACUGUAACUAGCUUUAUUCAGCUAUGAAGAUAAAGUGGAAUCAAUUAGUAACUACGUCGAAUUGCCCGCCGUUAGACAUCAUACGAUCCUCGAGCGAGGCAGCAUAGCCAACUGAAACGCAAAAUUGUUGAGUACUUACGUGGUCGCUGUGCUUGAAAAUCAGUAACGCAGCUAAGUUCACUGGUACUAAAAUUCCGUCAGAAUUCUAAAUAAGUUUUGAAGAACCAGUUACUUCUCGUCGAAUCCAACAUCUUCAUCAUUGAUACAGACGCGUGUGACGUUGGUAGCACUGUAGCCACACUGGGUAAGGUUAAAAGUGAAUGUGAGUACACAGUUCAUCGAAGUUGCGCUGUCAGAAGCAGGUGUUCAUAAGAGAGGCGGAAGACGCCUGAACAUGCGUGUGUUUACCGCAUCGUUUAGUUGAUUUUUACCAAACGUACAAAAUGAAACAACAGUGAAUGAGUGAAUAUUUCCGUGUUCUUCGAAUAUACGAUCACGUCAUCGACCGCACUCAUGGAUAAAUCAAAAAUGAAUUCACGGAACCCGUUUCUGCGUCCAUGGAUGGAAAAUAAUGGUGCAGCUGCCGCAGCUGCGGCUGGGAGCAUGGGAUUGAAGGGAAUCAUUGCAGGUGGAAUUACGGGUGGCAUAGAAAUCUGUAUUACUUUUCCGACAGAGUACGUAAAAACCCAGUUACAGCUGGAUGAGAAAGGUGCUACAAAACAGUAUUCAGGAAUAUUUGACUGUGUUAAAAAGACUGUGCGGAGUCAUGGUUUUUUCGGACUCUACCGUGGUCUCAGUGUGCUUCUUUAUGGCUCCAUUCCAAAAUCUGCUGUACGGUUUGGCACAUUUGAAUCUAUUAAGAAGCGCAUGGUUGACGCAGACGGAAAUCUUUCUCCAAGCCGCAGACUUCUUUGUGGGCUUGGAGCUGGUGUAGGUGAGGCAGUUCUUGCUGUAACACCUAUGGAAACUGUUAAGGUGAAAUUCAUCAACGAUCAACGCUCUGCCAACCCAAAAUUUCGAGGGUUUUUUCAUGGAGUGGCAGUAAUAGUCAGAGAACAAGGUUUUCGAGGAGUCUAUCAGGGUGUAACAGCAACAAUCAUGAAGCAAGGCAGCAAUCAAGCAAUCCGCUUCUUUGUUAUGGAAACUUUAAAAGACUGGUAUCGAAAGGGUGAUCCCAAACAGCCUGUUCCAAAACUACUCACAGGUCUAUUUGGGGCAAUAGCUGGUGCUGCUUCUGUCUUCGGGAACACACCUAUUGAUGUUGUCAAAACAAGAAUGCAAGGGCUUGAAGCAUCAAAAUACAAAAAUACGUUUGACUGUUUCUAUAAAAUAUGGAAGAAUGAAGGCCCAUUUGCGUUCUAUAAAGGAACAGUUCCACGUCUGGGCAGAGUAUGCUUGGAUGUAGCAAUUACAUUCAUGAUUUACGACUCGUUCAUGGAACUGUUUAACAAGAUCUGGCCAUGAAGACUGACAUACAUACUGUGAGUGACCAGCUCUCUUACCUUGCCAGGUUGGAGUUACUAUUGUUUGAACAGCUGUGCUGUUAGAAUGUUUUAAAAUAUGCAUGUACUGUGGUUUCUUUAUAUAUUGUUGAGUUUAUUUUUGUUUAUUUCUAUAGUUUGUUUUUUGCAGAUUAACAAAAGUUAAACGUAUUUAAUGCUGUGUUUUAACAUUCCCUUUUUGUAUUAUACUUUUAAUGUGUGUGAAUUUUGUGCACAAAAAUAACUUUCCCUUUUGUGGAAAAUGUAAGUACAAAACAGCUAAGUGCAAUACUAUGUUCUCGAUCUGGCUGCUGCAAUGUGGAAAAUGGAAGUGCUGAAUUUUUAGUUAUGCUAAGAAAGUUGCACAGAGUAAGUGGUACGUUAUGGCUGAUUAAUUUUCACAAAGCAGAUAAGCCAGAAGCAGCUUCCAAGCUUGUUUCUCAUACUGACCUAUAGAAAUAAAAAGCUUGAUAUUCUUUAAACAGUCAUUGAAUUUAUGGGCUGUGUGUUUUAAUGGCUGACACAUAGUGUAAUAAAUUGUACAAAUCAGUGACUUUUAAUGAAGCUACACAGAGCAUAAUUUAUUGUGCUUUGUGGAACAAAUUCAGAGUUUUUUCUUUUA